AAGUUUGGAAUUAAAUAAAGAUAGAGAUGUGGAAAGAAUACAUGGGAGUGGUAUCAACACCCUUGAUAUUGAGCCUGUUGAGGGAAGAUACAUGUUAUCCGGUGGCUCAGAUGGUGUUAUUGUACUUUAUGACCUUGAAAACUUGAGCAGAAAUCCAAGUUAUACAUGUAAAGCACUUUGUUCUGUGGGAAGGAGCCAUCCUGAUGUACAUAGAUUCAGUGUGGAGACAGUCCAGUGGUAUCCUCAUGACACUGGCAUGUUUACAUCCAGCUCAUUUGAUAAAACCUUGAAAAUAUGGGAUACAAAUACUUUACAACCUGCAGAUGUAUUUCACUUUGAGGGAACAGUCUAUAGCCAUCACAUGUCUCCAGUUGCUACAAAGCAUUGUUUAGUAGCAGUUGGUACCAAAAGCCCCAAAGUACAGCUCUGUGACUUGAAGUCUGGAUCCUGUUCUCACAUUCUACAGGGUCACAGGCAAGAAGUACUGGCAGUGUCUUGGUCCCCACGUCAUGAAUAUAUUUUGGCAACAGCAAGUGCUGACAGUAGAGUAAAAUUAUGGGAUGUGAGGAGAGCAUCUGGAUGUCUGACUACACUUGAUCAGCACAAUGGAGAAAAGUCCAAAGCAUCUUCUGAGGCAGCAAACACUGCUCACAAUGGGAGAGUUAAUGGUUUAUGCUAUACAAAUGACGGACUUUAUCUGUUGACCAUUGGUACCGAUGAUCGGAUGCGACUCUGGAACAGCUCCACUGGAGAAAACACGUUAGUGAAUUAUGGGAAAGUCUGUAACAAAAGUAGAAAAGGACUCAAAUUCACCAUCUCUUGUGGCUGCAAUCCAGAGUUUGCCUUUGUACCAUAUGGUAGUACCAUUGCUGUUUAUACAAUUUUCACAGGACAACUGAUAACUAUGCUUAGAGGGCAUUAUAGUACUGUCGACUGCUGUGUAUUUCAACCUAAUUUUCAGGAACUUUAUAGUGGUAGCAAAGAUUGCAAUAUCCUUGCAUGGAUACCAGCUCUUCGAGAGCCAGUUCCUGAUGACAUUUCUGAAAAGUCUCUACCUCAACAGCAUCUAAACCCAGCAUAUGAAGAUGCAUGGAGCAGCAGUGAUGAUGAAGGCUGAAUUUCAGUUAUGUGCUGAUAUAAAAUUGACAUCGAGACACUGCGUUCAUGGACUUUAUGUAUGGAAUUUGAUGUUGUUGGAUUUAUUAUCACUGGAUUUUUGGAACAGUUCUGCUAAGCAAGGUUUUUCAGAAAUAAGUUUCCGCAGUUCUCUGUGUUCUUUCUUCACUAUUACAGUUAAAUCUAAAGGAUUACUUUUUCAUGCUUACUGACUUUUAUACUUUACACUGAGGCAUUGGUAUACUUUAUUCAGUGUUGAACAGCUGAAAAAGGAAAAAUAAAAGCCGUUGGGACCAGUUAAUAUU
Molecule: messenger RNA, 1421 nt
Organism: Balearica regulorum gibbericeps (East African grey crowned-crane)
Lineage: Eukaryota; Metazoa; Chordata; Aves; Gruiformes; Gruidae
Source: RefSeq, a predicted model, not a curated record